GCGCACGCUGAGGUGCCGCCCCCAGCUCCCUUCUCUCCGCGCAUUCGCUCCAGCUAUUGUGACGUCACUGCGUUCUAAAAAAGAACCGAGAAAACAAUCUGCAUUGAGAGAAAUAGAUAACAGUCCGGGUCCUAUUUAAAGGGGAAGCUCUGGGCACCCCGGAGUCAGAUCCAGCUUUAUAAACAAAGGCGAAGGAAGGAUUGCGGGAGAAGCCUCCUCAGCAAAUAUGGUGUCGCCGGUGACAGUGGUGAAGAGUGAAGGCCCGAAACUCGUCCCCUUCUUCAAAGCCACUUGCGUCUAUUUCGUCCUCUGGCUGCCCACCUCCAGCCCCUCCUGGUUCAGUGCCCUCAUCAAGUGUUUGCCCAUCUUCUGCUUAUGGGUUUUCCUGCUGGCGCACGGGAUCAAUUUCCUGACGGCCCAUCGCAGCGCCUGCAGAAUCCUUGCCGGUUUGAUAUUCUCAUCUAUAGGAGAUGCUUUCCUCAUCUGGCAAGAGCAAGGCUACUUCGUUCACGGCUUGCUGAUGUUUGCCAUCACGCACAUCUUGUAUUCCUCCGCAUUUGGGAUGAAGCCUCUGGAUCUGAAAGCUGGCCUGGUGAUGACUUUGGUGUCCAGUUUCUCCUAUACUUUCCUGUACUCCUACCUCUCGGGCCCCUUCACCUACCUAGUAGCCGUCUACACUGCCUUGAUUGGCUUCAUGGGCUGGCGGGCCAUGGCCGGCGUGCAGCUGUGCAACGACCUGUGGACUUGGACCAAGCUCUCGGCUUGCAUUGGCUCAGUGCUCUUCAUGGUGUCCGACUUGACCAUCGCCGUCAACAAGUUCUGCUUCCCUGUGCCCUACUCACGGGUCAUCAUCAUGGCCACGUACUAUGCAGCUCAGAUGCUCAUUGCACUUUCUGCAGUGGAAAGCAGGGAGGAAGACAUCUUCAGGAAGAGGAAGUAGACGGGGGUGCCUGCAGGCGCUCAAACUCUGCUGGGAGUGCUCUAACUGCAAUUCAUCCCGGAGGAGAGUUUUGACUCUAGGUGAACCGGUGAUUGCAGAUCUUGCUUCAUCGAAGCAUUAUCUUUAGUGUUUAGCUGGCUCUUCUCCAGUCCAGUUUGCCGGAGCCUAGAAGCCACACUGGAAGUUUAGUUCACACAGAACCAACUAUCUGACUUUUUCCUCUCUCUCUCUCUCUCUCUCUCUUUCUUUUGCAUCUUGGAAGUUUCAUGGGAGGGAGGGCCUCUCUAACUACUUCAUUGUGUUUGUAUAAUACUGGAGCUGAGGCUGAACAUUCCAGAAGGAGAAGACUCAUUUCAGGACGACGUUUCAAAAGAAGGAAAGGGUAGGCAGUGCAUUGGCGUUUAAGAGCCUUGCCUUCAACACUCUGAAUGUGCAAAAGUCAUGUGAAAAUGACCCUUGGUGCUGCCUGACCAAGCCCCGUUUUGCGUGCAUUACAGUACAACUGUGAAACAAUUGUGUGUCUACACAAGGAACCCCCAGGGCCCAGACGCUACAACAGGACACGGGAGCACUUUGUGGGAGUUUAUGUCGGUCGUAAAGCUUGGGCUGCCCCUGGGAGAAACCAGUCUGAAGUCCAGAUUCGUUACAACCAUUUUAUUUAUGGGCCAUUCAAAGCCUUUCUUCUGAAUGUGAAUCCUGCAGAGCCCAUGUUGUUCUGCAGGCUCAAAAGCAACAACAAAAUGCAACAAUUUUCUC
Molecule: messenger RNA, 1696 nt
Organism: Podarcis raffonei (Aeolian wall lizard)
Lineage: Eukaryota; Metazoa; Chordata; Lepidosauria; Squamata; Lacertidae
Gene: TMEM86A
Product: transmembrane protein 86A
Exons: 3
Coding region: 227-940 (237 amino acids)
Cellular component (GO): membrane
Source: RefSeq, a predicted model, not a curated record